This is a messenger RNA of Exophiala spinifera, 1497 nucleotides long. RefSeq lists its product as uncharacterized. The record is from RefSeq and is a predicted model, not a curated record. Gene Ontology annotation, molecular function: DNA-binding transcription factor activity. Bases 1 to 1497 code for a protein of 498 amino acids. The transcript is spliced from 2 exons. Lineage: Eukaryota; Fungi; Ascomycota; Eurotiomycetes; Chaetothyriales; Herpotrichiellaceae.
AUGGCGACUGAUGCAAGUAGCAUCAGCAUCACGCCCACGUCUCUGCGAGGCAGCCCCUCCGACCGCAUCAUCAAACCCCGACCACGCAAAGACUCUCUGCAGUCCAUUUCGGGUUCCGAUACCCAUCCGGGUCGAGUUGUCAAGCCUCGAGCUCGCAAAUCUCCUGGCUCUGGUGCAAAACGCUCUGAACCUGCUAAGCGCAAAUUCAUCUGCUCCUUCUCUCACUACGGCUGCGAUGUUGCAUUGAGCUCCAAGAAUGAGUGGAAACGCCAUGUUUCAAUCCAGCAUCUCCAACUGGGCUUCUACCGUUGCGACGUUGGUUCGUGCAAUCCGGACUUGAACUCCAACAUUCCCGGUCACAAGAGAGUCUACAACGACUUCAACCGCAAGGACCUCUUCACUCAACAUCACCGUCGUAUGCACAAGCCCGAGUCUGGCCCUGGUUCUGCAAACUUCCCUCCCAAUGGUGGUGACCCCAAGGAUUGGCGAGCCUUCGAAGACAGCCUCGAAGAUGUUAGAAGCCGCUGCUGGAUCGAGAAGCGAAAGCCUCCUCAACGCAGUACCUGCGGGUUCUGUGGCCGAGUCUUUGAAGGCGAGGGUAGCUGGAAUGAGCGCAUGGAACACGUUGGAGGUCAUUUCUCCCGCGACAUUGUUGAAGCCAAGGAGGAGAGAGAAGACGAAGAUCUGACCAACUGGGCCUUGGCCGAGAACAUCAUCAAAGAUGCGGGAAACGGUCGCCACGUUCUGGUCGAUCAACCACCAACCGCCGCCGAACGUCCCUACCUGAGCAGAGAUCGGGAUGUGACCAUGACUGAUGCUCCAAGCUCAGACGGCUAUUCUCGCGACCCUGCAGAGUCCCCUUCGUUGAGUGCCUCGUCUCGAAGACCAGAGUCAGAGCGGGGUGACUACUAUCCUAGCUUGGACAGCCCUCGAGAGCCUCGUCGCCUGAGCAAUGCUUUGCCCAGCGCCAAUGGCACUCCACGCGCUCCAUCUGUCCCUUUGCUCUCAGCCACUCCUGGUAGUCAAUCUGUUAUUCCGACCGACCCAGCUCUGACAGCCCUCGGCUCGCCUACAUCUCCUUCGGCACAACUGCAACCCACCCCAACGUCACCUGACCGCAAGGCGGGAUACAAUCUUGCACCGCCACCCCUCAAAGGACCAAAGCCAGACGGGGAGUCCAGCAGUGGUGAUAGACUAGAAGACCUGAUCAACCAGUUGAUCAAGCCCAAGGGACCCAAGACUCAUCGUCGACUCACUUGGAAAUGCGAUUGCGCUGUCGAGAUGUCGGUUGAUCUUGACGAAGCAGACCAACAAACUAUCAAAAACCUCCAAGAGAUCAGCAUUGUCUGCAGCAAGACAUCUAACCCAUAUCUCAAAGCGUCCAAGCACGGGAAGUACCAGGUAAUCGGUUGUGACGAGCUAGCAAGCUACAUCUGGAAGAAUACCAAACAGCCAAUCGACCAGCCCAACAAACCAACCGAGGUGGCAGCUACUUGA